Molecule: messenger RNA, 5652 nt
Organism: Nerophis lumbriciformis (worm pipefish)
Lineage: Eukaryota; Metazoa; Chordata; Actinopteri; Syngnathiformes; Syngnathidae
Gene: sh3rf1
Product: SH3 domain containing ring finger 1
Molecular function (GO): protein binding
Source: RefSeq, a predicted model, not a curated record
GUGUGCAACAGAAGAGAACACAAUUACUAGCAUGGCGCUUUUCUCUUCCACCUUCUUCUCUCUUCUUUUCUCUCUCCUCUCCUCUUCUCUUCGUGUGUGAAAAAACAACGUUGUGCCUUCCCGCUCCGCUUACAGCUCAGCGUACGUGGCAAAGUAGAAGAGCGGGAGGAGAUACGUGCCCUUUAUGUUGCUUGCUAACUUGCAAGCUUAGCAACAACAGCAACAACAGAAGGUGAUGCAGUCGCCAUGGCGACGGUAACCGAGGCAUGGGAGUGACGUAACCCAGGUGGAGCUUCCCCCGCUAAAAAGGCCCAGACCAUGGACGAGUCGGUCCUGCUGGACUUGCUGGAGUGUCCGGUGUGCCUGGAGCGCCUGGACGCCUCGGCCAAGGUGCUGCCGUGUCAGCACACCUUCUGCCGCCGCUGCCUGCAGGGCAUCGUGGGCUCCCGCGGCGAGCUGCGCUGCCCCGAGUGCCGCACGCUGGUGGAGUGCGGCGUGGACGAGCUGCCCAGCAACAUCCUGCUGGUGCGGCUCCUGGACGGCAUCAAGCAGAAGCCGCGGCGAGCCGGGACCGCCGACGGUGUUUCCGGAGCUGGGCCGCGAGGAGCCAGGGAGCAGGCUGCACCUGGAGCGCAACCCCAGCGAGCGCAGGCCAAGAGCUCUGUGGUCCGAGGUGUGUCCCAGCUGCCGUGUGCCAAGGCGCUCCACAACUACGACGGCAAGGAGCCGGGGGACCUCAAGUUCAACAAGGGCGACGUCAUCAUCCUGCGCCGGCAAGUGGACGACAACUGGUACCACGGCGAGAUGGGCGGCGUCCACGGCUUUUUCCCCACCAACUUUGUGCAGGUCAUCAAGCCGCUGCCUCAGCCGCCGCCUCAAUGCAAGGCACUGUACGACUUUGAGGUGAAGGACAAGGAGGCCGACAAAGACUGUUUGCCCUUUUCCAAGGACCAUGUUCUCACCGUCAUCCGCAGAGUGGAUGAGAACUGGGCAGAGGGCAUGCUGGGAGAUAAAAUUGGCAUUUUCCCCAUUUCCUACGUGGAGUUCAACUCGGCAGCUCGGCAGCUGAUGGAGUCAGACAAGAUGUCGGAGCACACGGGCGAGGGUGGCGAGGGGCCCUCGGCCCAGUCGGGGCCCCAGAGCAGCAACAGCGGGGGCCCGCGGGACAAGAAGAACAGCAAGAAGAGACAUUCCUUCACCUCCCUCAGCAUGGCCCACAAGCCCGUGUUGGCCCCGCCCCCUCAGCGCCAUUCCAUGGAGAUCAGCGGCCCCGUCCUCAUCAGCUCCAGCAACCCCACCGCCGCCGCUCGCAUCGGCGAGAUCAGCGGGGGUCUGUCCUGCAGCGCUCCUUCCCAGGUACACAUUUGCACCAGCGGCCUGAUCGUGACCCCGCCCCCCAGUAGUCCCGUUACCACGGCGACGGUCUUCACAUUUCCUUCGGAGACGAGCUACACGUCCAUCCCGCUGGACGCUCUCCCUCCGCCCCCGCCUCCUCCCCCGCAGUCGUCUGGCAGAGGUGAGGCCUAUUCGCUGGCGGCGGGACAGAGACCCUCCCCCAGCAUAGGCGACCAGAGCGGGAGACAAAGACCCACCGUGUACGUGGCCAUGUUCCCCUACGCUCCUCGCAAAGAAGACGAGCUGGAGCUGAGGAAGGGUGAGAUGUUCCUGGUGUUGGAGCGCUGUCAGGACGGCUGGCUGAAGGGUACUUCCAUGCAUACUGGAAAGAUUGGAGUAUUCCCAGGAAACUACAUGAGUCCUGCCAGCAGGUCAGGCAGCGGUCAGGUGAAGGUGCCGCUGAGUGUUUGCACGCAGGCAGGCAGAGGGAUGGCCGUGGUCAGCACCUCACCUGUGGUCAGCACCUCACCUGCUCACCUUGUAGCGGUAGUGGCGGGUGCAGACCCCUCCAAACCUCCUGUGGUGAACUCCAACUCCGUGGCUCAGCCCGUUGUCACGGUAACGACCCAGACGGCCACCGGGCAGCAGCCCAAAGUCCCGUUACACCUCAGCUCCCAGAUGACGGUGACUCAGGCUCGCAACGCCGUCAGGACAGCGGCCAAUCAGAGUCAGGAGCGGCCCACAGCAGCAGCGACGGCCGUCCAGCCCCCCUCGGGCCCCCCCCAGGGCUGCACGCGUGUGGGAGGGGCCCUGGGGUGUGCCGCCGCCUCUUUGACCCCGCCCAACGUCAGCGCGGCGUCCUUGGAGGCGGACGCCGUGAGACCCGUCUCCGCGCCCGUCGGGGCCGGCAACAAUUCCACUCUCGCCGCCGGUCGACUGGACAAGGACGCCAAGAGGGAGAAGAAAAGUCUCCUGAAGCUGCUGUCCAACAAGAAGAAGUCUCGUCCCUCCCCGCCCUCCUCGCCCACGCUGGAGGCGGAGCAAGCGGCCAUCAUGGAGUCACCCCAAGGUGCCGUUGGACCUGAAAGCUCCAUUUCCUGUAGCUCUCACAGCAACUUGCUGGACGCUGACAUCACUUCCUCUUCCUCGUCUGAGCGCAAGAACCCGCCUGUGGACGCUCCUAUAGCUCCGCCUCCACGCCAGCCGUGCUCCUCGCUGUCGUCACUGCAGCACGACGCACGGCCCAUCAUCUGUGAGAGGUACAGGGCGGUGGAGGCAUACCCCGCACAGAGCGAGGCAGAGCUGGAUCUGAAGGUAGGCGAGGUGGUGUUGGUGCACAGGAAGCGAGAGGACGGCUGGUUCAAAGGAACGCUGCAGAGGAACGGAAGGACAGGUUUGUUCCCGGGAAGUUUUGUCCACAUCAUCUGACAAAGUACUUGAUUAGUACUAUGUGUGCCUUGUACUUGUCUAGUACACACAGUUGUAACUUAUUCCAUGGACUAAGGAGUACUUUGACAAUGGGACUCCUUCAAAAUAAGACACCGACUUUGAUAUUUCACUGUGCUGCCGAUCAAACGCAGUAAUCUGGUAAAGUAUUUGUGUAUUUGGAGUAGCACACAAGCUGCUAGCUACACAAGUAUUUGUGUAUUUGGAGUAGUACACAAGCUGCUAGCUACACAAGCAUUUGUGUAUUUGGAGUAGCACACAAGCUGCUAGCUACACAAGUAUUUGUGUAUUUGGAGUAGUACACAAGCUGCUAGCUACACAAGUAUUUGUGUAUUUGGAGUAGCACACAAGCUGCUAGCUACACAAGUAUUUGUGUAUUUGGAGUAGCACACAAGCUGCGAGAUACACAAGUAUUUGUGUAUUUGGAGUAGUACACAAGCUGCUAGCUACACAAGCAUUUGUGUAUUUGGAGUAGCACACAAGCUGCUAGCUACACAAGUAUUUGUGUAUUUGGAGUAGCACACAAGCUGCUAGCUACACAAGUAUUUGUGUAUUUGGAGUAGCACACACGCUGCUAGCUACACAAGUAUUUGUGUAUUUGGAGUAGCACACACGCUGCGAGAUACACAAGCAUUUGUGUAUUUGGAGUAGCACACAAGCUGCUAGCUACACAAGUAUUUGUGUAUUUGGAGUAGUACACACGCUGCUAGCUACACAAGUAUUUGUGUAUUUGGAGUAGCACACACGCUGCUAGCUACACAAGUAUUUGUGUAUUUGGAGUAGUACACAAGCUGCUAGCUACACAAGUAUUUGUGUAUUUGGAGUAGCACACAAGCUGCUAGCUACACAAGUAUUUGUGUAUUUGGAGUAGCACACAAGCUGCGAGAUACACAAGUAUUUGUGUAUUUGGAGUAGCACACACGCUGCUAGCUACACAAGUAUUUGUGUAUUUGGAGUAGCACACAAGCUGCUAGCUACACAAGUAUUUGUGUAUUUGGAGUAGUACAAAUGCUGCUAGCUACACAAUCCAACACAACUUACAGUGAAUGAAUGAUGUUGUGUAGUACAAACACAAUCCAACACAAGGUAGAGGAGUGAAUGAAUGAUGUUGUGUAGUACAAACACAAUCCAACACAAGGUAGAGGAGUGAAUGAAUGAUGUUGUGUAGCACAAACACAAUCCAACACAAAGUAGAGGAGUGAAUGAAUGAUGUUGUGUAGUACAAACACAAUCCAACACAAGGUAGAGUGAAUGAAUGUUGUGUAGUACAAACACAAUCCAACACAAGGUAGAGUGAAUGAAUGAUGUUGUGUAGUACAAACACAAUCCAACACCAGGUAGAGGAGUGAAUGAAUGAUGUUGUGUAGUACAAACACAAUCCAACACAAGGUAGAGGAGUGAAUGAAUGAUGUUGUGUAGUACAAACACAAUCCAACACAAGGUAGAGGAGUGAAUGAAUGAUGUUGUGUAGUACAAACACAAUCCAACACAAGGUAGAGGAGUGAUUGUUGUGUAGUACAAACACAAUCCAACACAAGGUAGAGUGAAUGAAUGAUGUUGUGUAGUACAAACACAAUCCAACACAAGGUAGAGGAGUGAAUGAAUGAAUGUUGUGUAGUACAAACACAAUCCAACACAAAGUAGAGGAGUGAAUGAAUGAUGUUGUGUAGUACAAACACAGUCCAACACAAGGUAGAGUGAAUGAAUGAUGUUGUGUAGUACAAACACAAUCCAACACAAGGUAGAGUGAAGGAAUGAUGUUGUGUAGUACAAACACAAUCCAACACAAGGUAGAGUGAAGGAAUGAUGUUGUGUAGUACAAACACAAUCCAACACAAGGUAGAGGGAAUGAAUGUUGUGUAGUAUAAACACAAUCCAACACAAUGUAGAGUGAAUGAAUGAAGUUGUGUAGUACAAACACAAUCCAACACAAGGUAGAGGAGUGAAUGAAUGAUGUUGUGUAGUACAAACACAAUCCAACACAAGGUAGAGUGAGUGAAUGAAUGAUGUUGUGUAGUACAAACACAAUCCAACACAAGGUAGAGGAGUGAUUGUUGUGUAGUACAAACACAAUCCAACACAAGGUAGAGUGAAUGAAUGAUGUUGUGUAGUACAAACACAAUCCAACACAAGGUAGAGGAGUGAAUGAAUGAAUGUUGUGUAGUACAAACACAAUCCAACACAAAGUAGAGGAGUGAAUGAAUGAUGUUGUGUAGUACAAACACAAUCCAACACAAGGUAGAGUGAAGGAAUGAUGUUGUGUAGUACAAACACAAUCGAACACAAGGUAGAUUGAAUGAAUGAAGUUGUGUAAUACAAACACAAUCCAACACAAGGUAAAGUGAAUGAAUGAUGUUGUAUAGUACAAACACAAUCCAACACAAGGUAGAGUGAAUGAAUGAUGUUGUAUAGUACAAACACAAUCCAACACAAGGUAGAGUGAAUGAAUGAAGUUGUGUAAUACAAACACAAUCCAACACAAGGUAGAGUGAAUGAAUGAUGUUGUGUAGUACAAACAGAAUGCAACACAACGUAGAGGAGUGAAUGCAUGAUAUUGUGUAGUACAAACACAGUCCAACACAAGGUAGAGUGAGUGAAUGAAUGAUGUUGUGUAGUACAAACACUGAGGUUGUGAUAAAAUGUCAUAUUGUAUCAUGCAGACUUCAAAGUGAUGCUAAUGAUGUAAUCUUCUUGCACGAGUGAGACCUCCUCUUACAUACAUGAUCUUUUUUUUCUACACAAUAUUGCAAUCUUCAGUUCAUGUUGAAAGGAAAAAAACAUCAAUAAAUUCAGAAAUAAUGGAAAUCAUUAUACAUAAAUACUUUUCAUGCACAUUUAUCUACCAUAUAUAUAUAUAUAUAUAUAUAUAUA